Molecule: messenger RNA, 237 nt
Organism: Prunus armeniaca (apricot)
Lineage: Eukaryota; Viridiplantae; Streptophyta; Magnoliopsida; Rosales; Rosaceae
Source: the annotation of a GenBank genome assembly
AUGUCAGGCGCACAAGGAGCUCAGCCGCCGGGGUCACAGACGGCAACAACGUACAAGUCAAUUCCGGGAGGAGAGAACAAAAGCAAGACAGAGCUGAAAUCCCGACAGGACCAAGGUGGCCUUCAGAUUGACAAGCUCCAAGACAAGGUCGAGGAUGCUGCUGGCAAAGGUGGCCCUGUCUUUGGCGCCGGGAAAGACCCAAAUAAGCAAGACCUUGGUGUAACCGGCAGUGGAUAA